This is a messenger RNA of Struthio camelus australis, 2810 nucleotides long. It is a transcript of the gene PTCD3, whose product is annotated as pentatricopeptide repeat domain 3. Gene Ontology annotation, molecular function: rRNA binding; protein binding; ribosomal small subunit binding. The record is from RefSeq and is a predicted model, not a curated record. Gene Ontology annotation, cellular component: mitochondrion. Gene Ontology annotation, biological process: mitochondrial translation. NCBI's taxonomy places the organism in Eukaryota, Metazoa, Chordata, Aves, Struthioniformes, Struthionidae.
AUGUCGGCUCGAGCAGGCGGGAGCGGUCCUUAUAGGCAAAAAUGUAACCCCCACUCGAGGUACUCUUCUAGUAGUACACCUCAAGAGAAGACUGUGGAAGCCUCAGAAGUUACUCGAGAAGAAAUUGUGCUUCCACGAAGGAAAACCUGGGAUAAGCUAGCGGUUCUUCAAGCACUGGCUUCUACAGUGAACAGGGAUCCUACUGCUGCUCAUUAUAUGUUCCAGGAUGACCCUUUCCUUAUGCCAAGAAAUACAGCCAAUUCUCGUCUGCUUUCAUUGUCGAAGGAGUCUGGGAGAAGUGCUGCCAAAUACAUUAUUAAGGAAUUUCCUCAAUAUUUUGACAAGACAACUGCAGAGCCUAACAUACCAUGUUUGAUGCCUGAGAGUCUUACACCUCAGAUUGAAGGAGUGAGUGAGGCAGCUCUGAAAGAGCGUAUCGAGCUCAGAAGAGUAAAAGCUUCUGUAGACCUGUUUGAUCAGCUCCUACAAGCAGGCACCCCUGUAUCUCUGGAGACCACAAACAGGCUUUUAGAUUUGUUAUGCUUCUAUGGAGAUGGAGAAUCUGCUCAGGAAAAACAACAAGAACAAAAAGGAGCUGUGGAAGAUCCAGAGGAGAAUGCUUCAGAACAGAGAAGUCCAAAGAGGCAGUUGCAAAAAUCUUUGAACUCAUCUGACUUUAGAUGGAGGGAGAACAAUAACGCUGAAAGGAUAUUCAAGAUAAUGCCAGAGAGGAACGCGCACUCCUAUUGCACAAUGAUCCGUGGAAUGGUGAAGCAUGGGGCUCCUGCUAAAGCCUAUGACAUGUACACAGACUUACUGAAUAAAAGGCACAAGGCUGAUGUGCACACUUUCAAUGCACUGAUUGCAGCAGUCCCGUAUCUGAAGGAGAGGUUCACCGAAAGAUGGGAAUUAGUCAAGGACUUCCUGAAUCACAUGGUUCAACAGGAAGUGCAACCAAAUGUGCUAACCUUUAAUGCUGUACUGAAGACUCUGAGAAGAUGUGGUGGCGUAGGCAGAAGCGUGUCUGUAUCGGUAAUAAAGGAAAUGGAUGCACUUGAUAUAGAGCCUAGCCUUGCAACGUAUGAUCAUCUUCUCUAUAUAUUUUACAGAGCUGUUGAUCUUCACCCAUCAGCCAUCAUCAAUGAGGUGCUAGAGGAAGUUGAAAAGAGAAGUUUCACUCCCCAGGACCCAGAUGACGCCAACUUUUUUGCCACUGCUAUGCAAGCGUGCUGCGAUCUUAAGGAUAUCAAGCUUGCCUAUAGGUUAAAUAAGUUAAUGGAGAAGGGAGACAACUGGAAGUUCUUAGACAUGGAUCGGUUAAACGCCUACUGGUCAAAAUUCUUUUCGUUGCUGUGUAUGAUGGAACAAAUUGAUGUCGUCUUGAAAUGGUACAAAGAAAUGACCCCUUCGCUCUUCUAUCCAAGUCCUAGAAAUAUGUUUGACCUCCUUCAAGCACUGGAUGCAGCCAACCACUUGGAAGUGAUCCCUUCAGUUUGGGAAGAUAUCAAACAGUUGGGAUUUAAUAGGAAACAAGAUCUGCUGGAGGAGCUCUUGUCUUUGAUGAGCAGGGAGCAGCACCCUGAAGAGACUCAGCUCGCAUUUGCCAAAUGUGCUGAAGACAUUAAAGCUGUCCACGAGCAAUCCGGGAGGGACCAGGCCCUGUUAGAAUGGACAGGCAGUGCUCUGGGCCAUGUCGUCGUGUUGUUCUCCAGGGCUGGGAGAACGCAGGAUGCUUGGAACAUGAUGGAGCAUUUCCAGCAAAUCAAUAGGAUCCCCACAGACCAAGUGAUGGAUGAGUUCUUGAACUGUGCUAAACAAACCAAUUGCCCAGAUGAGGCGAUUAAGCUGGUAAAGCUGGCAGCCUCCCUUGGUCUUCCUUCAACUCUGAAGCUUAAAAGCAGAACAGAGCAGGAAUUUGAACUCUCUGAAAAGCAGAAGAAGGUAUUGGAGAGGAUCCAGUUGGAUAGCGACAGCAGUGAUAGUGACAGCGACAGCGAUAGUGACCAUGAUUAGCUGCCCCUCCUGCCUUCCCUUUGGGAAAAUUGGGAGUGACCACUGCUUUGACUCCAGGAUGCUUCUUUGUGAAGUGAAAUUACAGAAUCGACCGCUUUGGAGAGGUGCUGCGACUCUCUAUUUCCUACCUGUGUUACAGCACUUCACACCAUUGUGAUACGGGAACUACUUGGCAAGAGUAUGUUCUCCUCAUCAGAGCAAGCUGGGAGCCAUCUUGUUUAACCUCCUGAAAAACCUUGAACACAAAUGUGGGAUGCACCAGUGCGGUAUCUUCUGAAUCACUGCCUGCAAGAAAUAGCUGCUGCUGAGCAGCUGAGGCCUGUUUGAGCAGCGUGGCUGAAGGCCUGGGGAGCUCCUGUGCAGAAUGCUGCUUUCUGGAGGCUGCUCAGCAGGUGCAAGUGCUUUGACAACUUAGGCAAGAUCACACUUCCUGUGGCUUACACCUGCUCGGGAUUGAAUUCCUUUCCUGCUGUCAAGCUUUCAUGAACUACUUAAAGCUUACUCUGUACCUAAACACUGCAAGAAACGUAAUAUUAAUCACCUGUGGUGUUCCUCCUUGGUGGACCUAUAGAACCUACACCACCUUCUGGGUGUUCUGGAAUGGCCUUUGGCCUGUAGAGGUUAAAGCUGUGAUAGAAGUAAUUUAUUGUUAGUCUCUCUGCAGCUGAAGACUGCUGUAAAUGUCUGACAUUAAAAUACAGCUAAUAAUCUCUUAGCUAAACUGUUGAUUAUAGAAAGUCUUGCUGCUGAAGUUCAUGCAGAAUGCACCAAUAAAUGUACUGAGGGGACUUGAGGAA